Molecule: messenger RNA, 1004 nt
Organism: Mangifera indica (mango)
Lineage: Eukaryota; Viridiplantae; Streptophyta; Magnoliopsida; Sapindales; Anacardiaceae
Product: vacuolar protein sorting-associated protein 2 homolog 3
Exons: 11
Coding region: 167-805 (212 amino acids)
Biological process (GO): late endosome to vacuole transport; endosome transport via multivesicular body sorting pathway; protein transport
Cellular component (GO): ESCRT III complex; multivesicular body
Source: RefSeq, a predicted model, not a curated record
UAAUGAUAGUUUUAAAUAAUUGCAUACAAAAUUGAGGAAAACCCUCCCGCAAGGUUUCCGCGUUCUUUCUCUGCACAUUCAUUCGCCGAUCACUUUAUUUCUUCCUCCUCGUUUCUCUAGUAAUAAUACAGCUCUAUUACGGAAUCUUCAUAAAAUACCAGAAAAAAUGAGCAUAUUCUCCCGAAAACCUAACCCUAGAGAGGCUCUUCGAGAGAGCAAGCGAGAAAUGCAACACGCGACCAGAGGUAUAGAGAAGGAAAUUGGAUCACUGCAAUUGGAAGAGAAGAAGCUUGUUGCUGAGAUUAAGAGAACUGCUAAAACUGGAAAUGAGGGAGCGACUAAAAUUCUGGCACAGCAACUAAUAAGGCUUAGGAAACAAAUAGCUAAUCUACAGGGUAGUCGUGCUCAAAUAAGAGGCAUAGCCACUCAUACACAGGCUAUGCAUGCACAGUCCUCAGUUGCUGUUGGCAUGAAAGGGGCUACUAAGGCAAUGGCAGCUAUGAGCAAGCAAAUGGACCCUACAAAGCAAGUGAAGGUUGUACGGGAAUUUCAGAAGCAGUCAGCACAAAUGGACAUGACUACUGAAAUGAUGUCUGAAGCCAUUGAUGAUGCCUUGGACAAUGACGAGGCUGAAGAAGAAACUGAAGAGCUGACAAAUCAGGUGCUAGAUGAAAUUGGUAUUGAUGUUGCUUCACAGUUGACGGCAGCUCCAAAAGGCAAGGUUGCUGGAAAAAGUACAGCUGAUGCCAACAAUUCGGGCAUUGAUGAACUUGAGCAGCGGUUGGCAGCUCUCAGAAAUCCAUGAGCUGAGGACUUCAAACCGAGCCCCAUUUGAUUGUCUUUCUGCUUCUUCUGCCUACAGUUUAUCCCUGCAAGUUCAUAUGCUGUCAGAUAGUCUUGGCUUUGUAAAUGUCAUUCUGAUAGGUUACUCAGUAUGGAUUUUCUAGUUCAUUAUUGUACCUUUGAUAUUUAUAUUUGAUAAUUUGAGUUUGAAUUUCAAUUAA